Molecule: messenger RNA, 1900 nt
Organism: Closterium sp. NIES-67
Lineage: Eukaryota; Viridiplantae; Streptophyta; Zygnematophyceae; Desmidiales; Closteriaceae
Source: the annotation of a GenBank genome assembly
CCGCCGCUGUUGGGUGAGGUGCACACUGCACUGCUGCGGGCUGCUUUGAGCCAGAAAUGCAUCCGAGAGGAGUUUGCAAUGCAACGGCAGGGGAAACGCGAGGUAUCCCCACACACUUGGCUUGAGGACCUGUCUGCUUGGAUCCGCACCCCUUCAGCGCGAGCCAGACUGGAGCAGCACAGCUUGAUGCUCACUCGUGCGCAUCCAUCUCCGGCACAUGGAUCCAACGGUGUAGAGCUUGCGGAGGCCCAUGCAUCCAACGGUGGAAAGCUCCUGAGCGUGGCGAAGUGCAUGGGCCGCGGGGGCAGUACUGGUGCUGCUAAUACUGCUGGUGCUGGUGCUGCUAAUACUGCUGGUGCUGGUGCUGCUAAUACUGCUGGUGCUGGUGCUGCUAAUACUGCUGGUGCUGGUGUUGGUGCUGGUGCUGGUGCUGGUGCUGGUGAUGGUGCUGGUGAUGGUGGUGGUGCUGGUGCUGCUGCUGGUGCUGGUGGUGGUGCUGGUGCUGGUGCUGGUGCUGGUGAUGGUGGUGGUGGUGGUGGUGCUACUGCUGCUGCUGCUGCUCUUGAUGCUGAUACUGGUGCUGAUGCGGAUGGUGCUACGAGUGCUGGCUGUAGUGGUUCUGGCCAUGGCAGUGGGGGGAUAUCAGCUGUUGCUUCUAGUGGUAUACACAUACACCUUAGUGACUCUCCAGGGUACUCUCCUCUUCCAAUUGACAUUCUUCCGAGCCACUAUUCCAGGCUUGGUGCCGAAGCGAAGCUGCUCUUGCUUCGGGAGCUGGUGGACGCCGCACUCGAGGGGGACAUUCUCCGGGCAGCCAUUGAAAGAAAACUUGUGGAUAUGGACGAGGUGGCAGGGCAGAAGAAAGUUUUGGGGGAGGAGGAGAGGGCGUGCAGGGAGAAAGCAGCAUUGCGUGAGAGAGUGAGAAUGAGGGAGAGAGAGGAGAGGGAGAGGGAGAGGAGGGAACGGGAGGAGAGGGUGAGGAGGGAAGAGGAGGAGAGGAGGUGGAGGGAGGAGAGGGAGAGGAGGCGGGAAUGGGGAGUGAGGCAGCAGCGGUCUCGUAGCAACCUCCUCGAGAGGUUACCUAGUAGCAGUGCAGUACCUGUUGGUGUCAAUUCGAGUGUUACAGUUGAUGCUAGUGCGGGCGUUGAUGCUGCUGUGUGCGUCGAUACUACCAGUUUGAACGCCCCUGUGAGCGGCAGUGACAAUGCUGGUGUGCCGCCCAGAGUUCAGUCCCUGCAAUCCCUGCAGCAGCCCUCCCUGCCGCCCUCCCUGCCGCCCUCCCUGCCGCCCUCCGUGCCGCCCUUCCUGCCGCCCUCCAGCCUGCCAUCAGUGAGAAGCAGUCCUGCUAGUGAUGCUCCCUCCGCCACCCCUCUUGCCAUGCUUGGACUUGCUGCUGCUGAUGCUGGUGCUGGUGCUGAUGCUACUUCUGCUGAUGCUGGUGCUGAUGCUGCUUCUGCUUAUUCUGGUGCUGCUACAUCUUCUGCUUAUGCUGCUGCUGCGUCUGCGGCUCCUGUUUGUACUCCCACUGCUGUUGGUGCUGCUGCCACAGCCGCUACAGCCCUAGAUGCAGAAUCACCCUCUGCCGCCUCAUUAGCUUCACGCCAGGGUAGGAAGCGGGGGCUUUCCUGGCCGGCCAGUAGCAGAAGUACACCUGGCAAACACCGAAGGCAGUCAUUAGGGAGGGGCUUCACUGGGGGAGAGGGAGAGGAGGGAGUGGGAGGAGAAGGAGGGGAGGUGGAGGCAAGAGGAGGAAGAGGAGGCGGCUGAGAAACAGCAACUUCAGAAGAAGUUUAGGGAGCUGGAUAGGGAAGCGGAGAAAGCGGCAAUGCGGAGUACAGCUCUGGGGUGCGACCGGGACGGCAGGCGGUACUGGUGGUUUGCGAGGGAGGCGAGGGUGUUU